Molecule: messenger RNA, 747 nt
Organism: Salarias fasciatus (jewelled blenny)
Lineage: Eukaryota; Metazoa; Chordata; Actinopteri; Blenniiformes; Blenniidae
Gene: gpx7
Product: glutathione peroxidase 7
Exons: 3
Coding region: 59-673 (204 amino acids)
Biological process (GO): response to oxidative stress
Molecular function (GO): glutathione peroxidase activity
Source: RefSeq, a predicted model, not a curated record
UCCGGUCCUCCUCUCCCUCCUCCCGGGGUCUCGUCUCGUCUUCUCCGCCGGGUGAACGAUGCUCCGGCCCGGCCGGCUCCCGCGGCGGCGCCCGGCCUCCUCCGGCGUCUCUCUCAUCCUCGGGACUCUCCUGCUGCUCCACGCCGCGCUCGGCGCGCUCGGCCGCGGCCGCGACGCCUACAGCUUCCGGGCGGUGAACAGCCGCGGGAAGCUCGUGUCGCUGGAGAAGUACCGCGGCUCGGUCUCCCUGGUGGUGAACGUGGCUAGCGAGUGCGGCUACACCGACGCGCACUACCGCGGCCUGCAGCAGCUGCAGCGGGACUUUGGCCCCGCCCACUUCAGCGUGCUGGCCUUCCCCUGCAACCAGUUCGGCGCCCAGGAGCCAGGCAGCGACCGCGAGAUCGACGCCUUCGCCCGGCAGACCUACGGCGCCUCCUUCCCCAUCUUCAGCAAGAUCGCCGUGGCGGGGAGUGGAGCCAACAACCUCUACAAGUACCUGGCGGAGGCGUCCGGCUCGGAGCCCGACUGGAACUUCUGGAAGUACCUGGUGGACGAGGACGGCCGCGUGGUCCGGGCGGCGGGGCCCCGCGUCCCCGUGGAGGAGCUGCGCGGCGCCGUGGCCGCCAUGGUGCGGCGGCUCAUCCUCAAGAAGAAGAAGAAGGACGAGCUGUGACGCUCGCCGCCAGCGCUAGUGCUGUUUAUUGUGCUUUUUUUUAUACAGGAUGUUUUUUUUUCAAUAAAAACAUU